AUGCACACUCAGUCCAACAUCUACCCAAAGAGAUCCCUCUCCCAAACAUCAGCUACCUCAAGCUUCAGCCAGUUGUCUCAAGAGAAGCACUUUAAAAACCCCCUCUCCAAGCUCUUCCGAUCCAAGACUCCUGCACCAAUAAAUAUCUCCAACAACCAAGACAAAAUGUCACAGCCUCGAGACAUCCCGCAGAAGUCUAAAACCUCAUACUUCCCGGACCAAGGCUACACCGCAACCAGUCCCACCCAGAUGUCCAGCAUGAGCUCGCCUCAAUCUCCAAAGGUGGACUGCCCCAAGCGUGCAUUUACUCCCACCCGCAAAAACAGCGAUGACUACAAACGCUACAGUGGCACUGUCAACCACUACGGUCGUCACUCCAACGACUGGCUGUUUGGUGGAUUCAGUGUUCGCGAGACUGUUCGUGAUAGCCUCGAUAAGCUCCGCAAGGAGAGCUGA
Messenger RNA from Penicillium coprophilum, 456 nucleotides. RefSeq lists its product as uncharacterized. The record is from RefSeq and is a predicted model, not a curated record. Lineage: Eukaryota; Fungi; Ascomycota; Eurotiomycetes; Eurotiales; Aspergillaceae. The coding region runs from base 1 to 456 and encodes 151 amino acids. The transcript has a single exon.